AUGGCUUCCGGAAACAACUGGCUGGAGUUCUCGCUCUCCGGUCAAGAAAACCCACAGCCUCACCGGGAUAGCUCGCCGGUGGCCGCCAUUGAUAUCUCCGGCUCCGGCGACUUCUACGGCCUACCGACGCAGCCGGUUCCGGACACCCAACUUGGCAUGCCGGGACAUCACGCUUCAUACGGGGUCAUGGAGGCUUUCAACAGGGGCACGCAUGAAACCCACGAUUGGAGCAACAUGAGGGGUCUGGAUUACAACGGCGGCGGCUCUGAGCUCUCCAUGCUCGUCGGGUCCAGCGCCGUGGGCGGCAAGAUCAGGGGCGCCGUGGAGGAGAUCACCGAGCCGAAGCUCGAGGACUUCCUCGGUGGCAACUCGUUUGUCGAUUCCGAGCAAGAUCAGGCCGGCGCCGGCGGCUUCUUGUUCUCCGGAGUCCCGAUGGCGCCCAUGGCUGGCAGCAACAGCGGGAGCAACACCAUGGAGCUGUCCAUGAUCAAGACCUGGCUCCGUAACAACCAGAACCACGUUUCCCAACCGCACCCACAGCAGCACCAGCCACAACCCCACGAGGAGAUGAGCAUGAGCACCGACGCGAGCGCGAGCAGCUUCGGCGAUGCGCUGGGGAGGAACGGUGUGGUGCCCGCGGCCGGCAGCUCGCAGAGUCAGAGCCUUGCGCUCUCGAUGAGCACGGGAUCCGGAUCCUCUCACCUGCCGAUGGUUGUGGCCGGUGGCAGCGCCGCCGUUGUGGGUGCUGCGGAUCAGCCGGAGAGCAGCUCGUCGGAGAACAAGCGGGCCAGCGGCGCCAUGGAUUCGCCCGGCGGUGCGGUGGAAGCCGUUGCGAGGAAGUCCAUCGACACCUUCGGGCAAAGGACCUCCAUAUAUCGAGGUGUAACAAGACAUAGAUGGACAGGGCGUUAUGAGGCUCAUCUCUGGGACAAUAGCUGUAGAAGAGAAGGGCAGAGUCGUAAGGGUAGGCAAGUUUAUCUGGGUGGCUAUGACAAGGAGGACAAGGCAGCAAGGGCUUAUGAUUUGGCAGCUCUCAAGUAUUGGGGCACAACAACAACAACAAAUUUCCCAAUAAAUACCUACGAAAAAGAGGUGGAUGAAAUGAAACAUAUGACCAGGCAAGAAUAUAUUGCAUACUUAAGAAGGAAUAGCAGUGGAUUUUCUCGUGGUGCAUCGAAGUAUCGUGGCGUAACUAGGCACCAUCAGCAUGGGAGGUGGCAAGCAAGAAUAGGAAGGGUUGCAGGAAACAAGGAUCUGUACUUGGGCACCUUCAGCACCGAGGAGGAGGCGGCGGAGGCCUACGACAUCGCCGCGAUCAAGUUCCGCGGGCUCAACGCCGUCACCAACUUCGACAUGAACCGCUACGACGUCAAGAGCAUCCUGGAGAGCAGCACCCUCCCCGUCGGCGGCGCGGCGCGGCGUCUCAAGGACGCCCCGGAGGCCACGAUCUGGCGGGCGGGCGACAUGGACGCCGGCGGCAGCAGCAUCUCCCACCAGCUGACGAACAACGUCGGGAUGGGCGGCAUGGGCCCCUACGCCGGCUCGUAUCACCAAGGGCAUGGCUGGCCUAGCACGAUCGUGUUCCAGCAUCAGCCGUCGCCGCUCUCAGUGCACUACCCGUACGCCCUGCAUCAGCCGCCCCGCGGCUGGUGCAAGCCCGAGCAGGACGUCGUUGCUGCAGCCUCGCACAGCCUGCAGGAGCUCCAGCAGCUGCAUCUCGGGACCGCCCACAACUUCUUCCAGCAGGCAUCGGCGGGCUCAACGGUCUACAACGGUGGAAUUAACGGCGCCGGCUUCUUGAUGCCGGCCCCGGCGAGUACCGUCGUGGCCGAACAGGGGCACAGCAGCACGGCCACCAACCAGGGGAGCAUCUGCAGCUACGGGGACGAUGAGGAGGGGAAGCUCAUUGGGAUUGGGUACGACGCCAUGACGAUGGCGAGCACCGGCGACCCGUACGCCGCGGCGAGGGCUGCAGGUGGGUACGGGCAGCUCCCGCAGGGCUCGGCGUCGACGGUGAGCAUCGCGAGGGCGAACGGGUGCUCCAACAACUGGACCUCGCCGUUCAAUGGGAUGGGAUGAUCGAUGGUGAUCAAGAAAACAGGGGAGAAGCUAGUUGGUAGGGCCGGGGAUUAGCUAGCUAGAGAAUCAUAAUUAAUCAGGUUAAUUAGAGUCUUGUUCGUUGUAGUGUUUCAGCUCAGGGUUCACGACGGUUCUGCUUGGCCGGGUCAAUGAGAUUCCUAACCGUAAAGGCCGGCUGGUGACGUGCAUGCCUUCUGGAAGCUGGUAAUGGCAAGUCAGGGUAAGGAAAGCUUGACUUGCUGUUAGUUUUGGGUAGUUUCAGAAGGUCGAUCAAAGUUAAUCUCCGGAGGAAAAACUGAUCCACGUGUGCGAUAGAAUAACUUAAUUUAUAAUGGAGUGAAUUCCAUUUUUUACUCCCAA
Messenger RNA from Brachypodium distachyon (stiff brome), 2439 nucleotides. Its product is annotated as AP2-like ethylene-responsive transcription factor AIL7. Gene Ontology annotation, biological process: regulation of DNA-templated transcription. Lineage: Eukaryota; Viridiplantae; Streptophyta; Magnoliopsida; Poales; Poaceae. Bases 1 to 2079 code for a protein of 692 amino acids. Gene Ontology annotation, molecular function: DNA-binding transcription factor activity; DNA binding. The transcript is spliced from 9 exons. The record is from RefSeq and is a predicted model, not a curated record.